Molecule: messenger RNA, 300 nt
Organism: Amoebophrya sp. A25
Lineage: Eukaryota; Dinophyceae; Syndiniales; Amoebophryaceae
Source: the annotation of a GenBank genome assembly
AACAACUCCACCCACAAAUCCGAAGUCUUAUUUGUUGAACUCGUCGGACGCAGGUUACGAUAGGAAUAUCGCGCCACUGCUAGUUGCUGAUUCAAAGACGCCACCGCCUGCGCCAUCGCCAAUGCGUCCGACGAACACGGGAAGAAAAAGCUCUUCGCCCUCUGCUGCGAGUCUAGCUUCUUCGCCUGUUGGUUGCGCUCCAACAAGCGGCUCCAGUUUGUCCGCAGUUGGCACCCCAGCAGGAGUACUUGCUACUACCCUAACAGUCGUGGGAAGCAAACCUCCUACGUGGACACUGAC